AAUAUAUCAAUAUACGCCCAUUUAGAAACUCACUAAACAUGCACCUACAUAAAAUACUGAUUAGACUCAGCAAUCGAUAUCCUGCUAACACAAAACACACACACAGGCGCGCACACACACACACACACAGGCGCGCGUGCAAAUUCCUUCGUAAAUGUGCCUUGUUUUUGUGCUAAACUAGGAAAAUAUGUGUCCACUAAAUAUUAUUACACACAAUUCAAAUAUUUAAUUAUAGUCAUUAUACUGCAAAUCAUCGACGAUUUGUUCGUGAGGUUAAAUUAUAGUGUAACCCACCCAAAAUGUUUUCUAUUAUUUACUGGAAUAAUACAAUAACACCCACAGUGUGGUAAUUUGUUAUUAUUUGUUUUAUUUUAAUAGCGGAAAUGUGGUCCUAUUGUGGUGAGGAAUAAUUACUUCAGUCUUUUGUGUACAGAUGUGUGUACAAAACGACGCGCACGCUGGAAAAAAUGUAGCUCGGGGUAAGAGGAACAUUUCACUUUUGGGAAUGCAAACUAUGAAGCUGCGAGACGAGGCAAGCUGAGGGAGAAUGAGAAUUUACUGUUGAACUCUGCGUUCCCUCUUCCCUCACUAAGAUGGCGCCUGCUGUUGACCUCCUCCUUUGUACUCCCUCCACCUCCGUCUCCCCCCUCUCUCCUCCCUCCCUUUUUCCUCCAGCACUGGGCCAUAAUCCGUUGUUGUUAUGAAAUUUACAACAUGGCAAUCCGGCUUUACGAGCCACCUCGGGCUCCCAUUGGCUGCACCUCGUCACGUGGUCAGGCGCAGUGAACAUGAACUUUUUAUAUAUAAUUUCCAAUCGAGGAAUAGAGCAGCCUUUCAUUAAACCGGCUCCCGCUCCUACACGGAUGUUUUCAUCGCGGUGACUCUCUGCAACCUCAACCACUCACAUGUCCUUUUCCCCCCCCCCACUUUGGAGGAUUUGAUGCCACAGAAGCGUCCUUUCAGACGUGACUGGAUGCUUUUGGCAAGAUGUGUGGAAAGAGUCCCGGUGUGUCACUGCCCCCUCCUCGCGGGAUCCCCUCUCAAGUCUUGUGUCAUGGGACCCAACACAAUAGCCCUUUGAGGAGUGUCUUGACCAGAACACUGCGCCCACUUGAGCUCAGUGGACCGGACGGGAGCCGACCGGACCUGAUCGGACCUGCUGUGCAUGCAAGCAUGGCCGGGAUGAGGAGCUCCUCUCCGGAGGCCUUGUUGAUGCCGACAGUGAAGAUUUGGAGCAUCUUGGAGAAAAUGGUUGAAGGAAAUUGACUCACCUCCACGAUGGACAGGCAGCAGCGCGGACUGCACGUGAUCCCUGAUGGCCAGCAACAAGGGCGUGCGUCACAUCUCCUCUGCUCCACACUGACCGUCAUGGCUUAAAUCCGGGCCCAUAAAGCCACCUCACGCGCGCAACUACUCCGGUUCACCCGAGGAGGCCAUUGGCGGAGAGGCGUCACGUGACCACGGGGUGCCAAUGUUCUUCUACAAGGGUGUCAAGACCCUGUCACUUUGUGAAAUAAAUAUUGGGAAACGGCGAGAUGCAAAAGGCAACCUACUACGACAGCUCGGCAAUUUACAGUGGCUACCCGUAUCAAAGCGCAAAUGGCUUCAGUUAUGAUGCCAAUCAGGUCCAAUAUCCCCGCGCCUCUCAUGUGGAAAGUGACUACCAUCGACCCGCCUGCUCCCUGCAGUCUCCUGACGGCUCGGUGGCUCCUCUGCACAAGCCGCUGGAGAUGCAGGCGGAGAGCUGCGACGGCGGCACCGCCGCGCCGUCCAAGGCGCGUCAUCCUGAGGGCAGCCCUCCACCCUCGCGCUCCCCCUCCGAUACCGGCCAGAACAACGGCAGCGCGCAGCCGAGCGCCAAGAGCGGCUCGCCGUCGUCGGGCGCCCGUGGCAAGCAGAUCUUCCCCUGGAUGAAGGAGUCCCGCCAGAACACCAAGCAAAAACCCGCAAAUAGCGCCAGUUCAGUGGAGAGUUGCCCGGGAGACAAGAGUCCUCCUGGGUCGGCCGCCUCCAAGAGGGCCAGGACGGCUUACACCAGCGCCCAGCUCGUGGAGUUGGAGAAGGAGUUCCACUUUAACCGCUACCUUUGCAGACCUCGGAGGGUGGAGAUGGCCAACCUGCUCAACCUGACAGAAAGACAGAUCAAAAUCUGGUUCCAGAACCGCAGGAUGAAAUACAAGAAGGAUCAGAAGGGUGUGGGGAUGAUGCCUUCCCCUGGGGGGCAGUCCCCUCGCAGUCCAGUGGGCCCCCCUUCCGGUGGAGGAUACCUCAGCUCUAUGCAUUCGCUCGUCAACAGUGUUCCUUAUGAGUCCCAGUCGCCGACGUCGUACAAUAAGAAUCAUCAAAACGCGUACGGCAUGGCCACGUCAUACCCCCCCUCCGGUCUGAACAACUCCCACAAGCGGUAUCCCGACUCGGCCACGCCCGAAUAUGACGCGCACCCCCUGCAGGGGGGCAACUACGGCACGCACAUGCAAGGUAGCCCCGUUUAUGGUGGUUACGUGGAACCCAUGGCCAACUCCGGGGCUUCCGUUUUUGGGCUCACGCACCUCCCGCACCCGCCGUCCUCCAACAUGGACUACAAUGGAGCAAUCACGAUGGGGAGCAGUCAGCACCACGGCGUGUGCGAUCCCACGCCCACGUACACAGACCUUACACCGCAAUACUCUCAGGGAAGAAUCCAGGAGGCGCCCAAACUGACUCAUCUGUAGCGGUGCGCGGCGCAGUCUGUAUCACUCCGCCCAUUGUCUAGAAGCCACCUCCGGACCGCAUCACCGUCUUUUCUUUGUGUGCGUGCACACUGCGUCUACCAUUUCAAACUCGCGCUCUCUUUUUUCCCCUCAAGGUUUCUUUUAGUUUGAUGAUGUGUGAAGUAGCGUAUAGGAUAAAUAAUCUUUUUUUUUGAAGACAUUUCGGAGGGCUCGAGGAGAACGUCGAGAGCCAAUGCCUAUUUAAUCUAUUUUUAAAUGUUUUUUCAAAUUCAAACAGGGUAUUAUGAAACAUGUUAUUCGUUUUUUUUUAAAUGUGAGCUUAUUUAUCCGCAUUUGAAGUUUUUUUUAAAAUGCAUUUUGUUGCACUUGUGAAAGGAUCCAUAUGGCAUACGUGAAAGAAAUGCAUUUGUCCGAAAUAAGGGUAUACGAGGUUAGGAUGCAACCCUUUUUGUUUGAGUUGUUCUAUUUGGACAUUCUGAUGUUAUUUAUUUUUGUUUAGUGUUAAAAGUAGUCCUGGUAUUAUUUGACACCCUAGCGAGAAGCUCACUGGGUUCACCCCGCCCCCACCCCCCAACUCCCGUUUUCAACUUAUCUCCACUUCCACCCUUCUUCUUCGAUUAAAUAUUUUGUGUUUAUUAAUUUUCCUACAGAAUGUCAAAUCAAUCAGUCGACGCAAUAAGGGUGGAAGGAAGGAUACACUUUAGUCGUUUCGUUAUUGAACAGAUAAAACACGACAAACCCCUUUCAUACAUUCCAUGCUGCUCCAGUUCGAAGAAGUAAAUAAAACAAUAGAAAUACAA
Messenger RNA from Syngnathus acus (greater pipefish), 3511 nucleotides. RefSeq names its product homeobox A3a (gene hoxa3a). Gene Ontology annotation, molecular function: RNA polymerase II cis-regulatory region sequence-specific DNA binding; DNA-binding transcription factor activity, RNA polymerase II-specific. The record is from RefSeq and is a predicted model, not a curated record. The coding region runs from base 1536 to 2711 and encodes 391 amino acids. The transcript has 7 exons. Gene Ontology annotation, biological process: regulation of transcription by RNA polymerase II. Lineage: Eukaryota; Metazoa; Chordata; Actinopteri; Syngnathiformes; Syngnathidae. Gene Ontology annotation, cellular component: nucleus.